GUGGAAAUCACGUGGGUGGAGCUCCACAAACCAUUUCCCCUCAUCCAUUUCACGGUCCUCGUCCAUCGUCAUCCAUUUCUUCUCUCUCACUAGCACACAGUGGGAAAUCCAAUCUCCCUAAUCUACAGUAAUAUUAUCUUCCAUUGUUUUCUUCAAUGUCUGGUGUACUUCAAACUCUCACCGUCCCUCGCUAUGCCGGUUUUCCAGCGACUACUUUGGCUCCGAUUUCGUGUUCCUCGGUCUCUGUACUUUCCGGCAACCGUCAAUCGGUCAUGUUACCAGAAUUUAGAGGAUUGAAGAUCCAGUUGAGUUCUUCGACUCGCUCUUUUCAAUCGGUGAGUUCGAGUUCGAGCUCGAGACUCGUUCGUCGUGGCGGACGAAUCGCGUGCGAGGCUCAGGACAUUGACCUGCAAGUUCCUCCCGUCACUGAUGCAACAUGGCAGUCACUUGUACUAGAGUCUGAUUCUCCUGUUCUGAUUGAAUUUUCGGCUCCAUGGUGUGGGCCGUGCCGUAUGAUCCACCCUAUUGUUUCUGAAUUGGCAAAGGUUUAUGCUGGUAAACUAAAAUGCUACAAGGUAAAUACUGAUGAGUGCCCCUCAAUUGCAACCAGAUAUGGGAUCCGAAGCAUCCCGACUGUCAUGAUCUUCAAGGAUGGAGAGAAGAAAGAUGCAGUUAUUGGUGCGGUUCCCAAAUCAACACUGACCACCAGCAUAGAAAAAUUCUUGUAGUCGUCGUAAGUAUAUAUAUUCCUUCCAGAAAUGACGAUCUCUCUCUCUCCUUCCUUUUUUUUUUUUUUUUUCUUUUGGGUAUUUGUUUCUUCUUUCUCUAGCUUGUUGUGUUGGAAGUACUAUGCUCCACAGUAAACACAAUGUGCUCAUGUAUGGUUAUUGGAUGUUGCUACUUCCUGUUUGCCUUUAGAUAUUAUGUUGCUAUACUUUGAUAAUAUGAGGUCAGCAGAUGUACCAAUUUAGUUA
This is a messenger RNA of Cornus florida, 974 nucleotides long. RefSeq names its product thioredoxin M2, chloroplastic-like. The coding region runs from base 156 to 728 and encodes 190 amino acids. Lineage: Eukaryota; Viridiplantae; Streptophyta; Magnoliopsida; Cornales; Cornaceae. Gene Ontology annotation, cellular component: cytoplasm. The transcript is spliced from 2 exons. The record is from RefSeq and is a predicted model, not a curated record. Gene Ontology annotation, molecular function: oxidoreductase activity, acting on a sulfur group of donors, disulfide as acceptor; protein-disulfide reductase activity.